This is a messenger RNA of Orcinus orca (killer whale), 1069 nucleotides long. RefSeq names its product coiled-coil glutamate rich protein 2 (gene CCER2). The transcript has 5 exons. NCBI's taxonomy places the organism in Eukaryota, Metazoa, Chordata, Mammalia, Artiodactyla, Delphinidae. The coding region runs from base 52 to 810 and encodes 252 amino acids. The record is from RefSeq and is a predicted model, not a curated record.
AGCUGCCUCCCCGGCCGCACGGUGCGAGGACCCUGGUCCGGACGCCCCGCCAUGCAGCGCCGCGAGCCCACCGUGCCGCUCUUGCUACUGCUGCUGCCUCCUCUGCUGGCGCUGCUGCUCGGGGCGGCCACCGUGGCUCCCCUGGCACCGCGACCCUCCAAGGAGGAGCUGACCCGCUGUCUGGCAGAGGUGGUCACAGAAGUGCUGAUGCUGGGCCAGGCCAAGCGAGGCCCCUGCAUGGCUCUGCUCCACAAAGAAAUGUGUGAGACAGAGUCCUGCGGCUGUGGGUCCACUGAAGAGAAAGGCCUCCUGGUUGGGGAUUUUAAAAAGCCAGAGGCUGGGAAGACAAGGUCCAGCCAGGAGGUGAGGGACGAGGAAGAGGAGGCAGCAGAAAGGACCCACAAGGCCGAAGUGCGGGAACAGGCCAUCCGCGAGCAGCUCCACGGCCGGCUGCGCCAGGAGGACCACAGAAAGGAGGAGGAAAAGGAGAGGGGGCCCGUGGAGACCAUUGAGGGCCCGUGGAAGCGGGUGGCAGAGCAGACCAGCGAUGAGGAGACGGCCCAGUUCGAGGCAGAGGAGAAGGGGGUGCAGGUGCUGGGCAGGGGCCACAGCCUGUGGCCGGGGGCCGAGGCGGGUGGAGAGAGGCACGAGGACCGCCACCACCUCCACCAGGCAGAAGCUGAGCCCAAGCAGGAGAAGAGAAAGGCUUCGGACAGGGAGGAGCAUGACGUGGAACGGCUGGAGCACACGAGAGAUGAGCUGAAGAAGGCGACGGAGAUGCUGGGAGAGGAGCUCAGGAGGGCGGGCUGACCCCUGACCUCGUGUCCUCCUUCCUCACAAACCCUACGGCUUAGGACUGUUGACACCCAAACCCUUCCAGUCCAUCACCCCAUUCUGCUCCCCAACCUGCAGGAGUGGGGAGAAGGGUGCGCCUUGAAACCAGGCCUGAGGGGCCAAGUCUGAGCUGGGUAGAGGGGCUGGGCUCAGACUGACUCAGGAAACAGCCCUGACACCCGUCUAACGCAGUCCAACCCUCCCGAGUGAAUAAAGCACAAAGAAAACCACCAAG